GUGAAUUGAACAGUAGCAUCCACUUAGAUGCAUGUAAACACCCUAUUGGAAUAGAUUCCCACAUAAACUAUAUGUUACCUUUAUUAAAUAGUGAUUCCAAUGAUGUUCAGUUCGUCGGAAUUUGUGGUUUCGGUGGUAUUGGAAAGACAAUUAUUGCCAAGGUUGUAUACAAUCACAUCCUUUUGAACUUCAAGGGGCGUAGUUUUAUUUCAGAUGUUAGAGAACAAGCAAUACAAUGCAAUGGUCUAGUGUCUUUGCAAAAGCGACUUCUUAAAGAUAUUACCAAAAGAGACACUGACAUAGGUGAUUAUCAUAGAGGAAAAUUUUUGAUGAAAGAAAAACUUUGUAAAGAAAAAGUUCUUCUUGUUCUUGACGAUGUGGACACUAAAGGACAGAUAGAUGCUUUGGCUGGUGGACUCAAUUGGUUUGGUAAAGGAAGUAGGGUCAUAAUAACAACCAGAGAUACACAGAUUUUGGAUGUGGCUAAGGUUGAUAAAGAUAAAAUCUACUAUCCUAAAGAGCUGAACUCUAAGGAAUCUCUUCAACUAUUUAGUUUGUAUACAUUUUCAAUGAACCAACCUCCUGAUGAUUAUAGGAAACUUUCAAAACGUGCGGUAUCCUAUUCAGGAGGAUUGCCUUUAGCUAUAGAGGUGUUGGGUUCUUACCUAUCGAGCAUAAGCAGUAAAGAAGUAUGGAGAAGUACAUUAUAAAAAUUAAAAGAAAUUCCUCAUGCAGAAGUCCAAAGAAGGUUGAAGAUAAGUUAUGAUAAUCUAGAAGACGAUUAUUAGAAAUCUAUAUUUCUUGAUUCUGCUUGCUUUUUCAUUGGAUGGAAGGAAAAAACUGUAAUUUCCAUAUGGGAAGCUUGUGGCUAUUAUCCUAAAUCGGCCAUACACAUACUAAUUAAGAGAUCCCUUCUAAAAUUUGAACAUGGUUAUUUGAGGAUGCAUGAUCAGAUUCGAGACAUGGGAAGGAAUAUUGUCUUAGAAGAGAAUCUUAUGGAACCAAGUAAGCACAGUAAGUUAUGGUCUCAUGGAGAAAUCUUGCAAUUAUUAGAAGGGCCCAAGGGAACUGAUAAGAUUAAAGGAAUGAUCCUUCCUAAUGGCUUACAAAGUGUUUAUUUAACUAGCGAGCACUUUGAGAUGAUGUCCAAUCUAAGAAUUCUCGACAUCAAUUCAGUAAACUUCGGGGGAGACUUUUCACUCCUUUCUUCUACGUUAAGCUGGUUCAGGUGGAAGAAUUGUCCUUUGGAUAUUCUACCAGCCAAUUUUUAUCAUAAGAGACUGGUUCAUCUCGACCUAUCAUGUAGCAUGAUUGAUGAAGCAUGGAAUAUCAGGCCUCAAGAUGAAAGUAAGCUGUUCCAAAAUUUGAGAGUUCUCGUUCUUAGUGACUGUAUAUUUCUAACUAAGUCCCCAGACUUUUCAUGGUUUCCUCACUUGGAGCAAUUAGAUCUUGGAGAAUGCAAAUCCUUGGAUAAAUUAGAUGAGUCCAUUGGGCAGUUGAGUCAACUGAAAAUUCUUAUUCUUAAACAAUGCAACUCACUCAAGAAGCUGCCUCAUUCCAUUGGUGAUCUAAAAUCUUUAGUUGAACUUCAUUGUGAAGAUUGCUUUUCAUUGGUACGAGUACCGGAUUUGUCAAGGCUGAAAAAUUUGGUAGAAUUCAAUGCGCGAGGAUGCCAUAACUUGACCGUACCUCCAAGGAAAAUACUUGGCCAGGGAAGACUAAUACAUUACAGGCCACAAUUGGGAAGGUUUUCCUUGACUGCUAGUGAUGGGAUCUAUAAAAAGAGGUUAAUUCUGUGUCUGGUUUUGGAAUUACCCUCUGACUUCAGGUCACAAACCAUUUAUUGUGAUAUUUCAGCUUCUAUCCAUCAGAAAGAUAAAACAACCAGGUGUGUUCAUACACUGAGAAUUGAGGAUAUUGAGUUCACUCCUAAUGGAGAUAUAAUCUACCUUCACUAUUUCAAAGGAUUUGACUGGUUUGGGAUUCGGUUGCGUGAAAGAGAUGCUGUGAAGAAUUUAAAUAUCCAUCAAUCCAAGUUUUCUUGCCAGCUUUAUCAGGAUAGCUAUGUGUUUACACCAUAUUGUACAGUAAAACACUGGAACCUUCUGGUCGAGAGCUGGGAACCUUACCAGAAAGAGCCCAAUCAACUUUCAAAUGCCAUGAUGGUAGCAAAAUUCUUCAUUUGGUCCUCCAACAAUACAGAACCUGACCAGCAAAAUCUUAACCGACAUUGGAGUGUCAUGAGGGGAGCGGAUCUCUCCAAUCGGUCAUCUGAGAACAGGGAAUAUGAACAGAAACUGCUUAAUCAACAAUCAAGUGCCAUGAUGGUGGCAGAUUUCUUCAAUUGCUCAUAUGUCGAUGUUAAUGAUGGAGAAUUUUCACCUAGGCUAUGUUUGGAAGUCAAGAAAAGAAAAGGAAAGAAAAUAUUUAAAUUUGAAGAGAGAGAUAGACACAAAAAGUCAUUAUGUAAUUAUGAUAUUUUCUCAUAUCUUUUUUUGUACUAUUUUCUUUUCUUUCUUCUCAUAUUUUCUUUGCUUCCAAACAUAACCUUUUAAGUGAACAAUGUUGGGGUUAGAGCAUCCAGCAAUGUUCCUGAUGAGGCAGAGUUGAUGGCUAUUGAAAGACUUGUUGAUAAAGGAUGAGGCUGGUCUUUCUCGAGUUGAAGAGGCAUUGUUGAGGGCUACUGCAAGAACACAUCAUGACGAGGAUGAUGAGACACCUUGUCAAUUUCCCAUUGAAGAGACAGAGACAUUCUCGACGAGGAUGAUGAGACAGCUUGUCCAUCUCCAGUUGAAGAGACAGAGACAGAAAGAGAUGGGGGUUGAGGUUUAAUGGGAGUCAUAUCUUUGACAAUUGGAUGAGGCACUUCGAGGGCUAUUGGGAGAAUUGUUCUCAAUAACAAUGAGGAAGAGGAAGUCUGGAUGGCUAUGGAGAGACUUCUUCUUGACAAGGAUGAUGAGCCAACUGUUGAUUCCAGAGCCAACACACCAAUUCAAGCAGUUGAAGGUUCACACCAAUUCAAGCAGUUUAAGUAGUAUUAAUUUUUAUUUUCCACCUACAUUCUAAUCUAUAAUUAGUUUGUCUCAUUGUAAAGGACAUGAAAGGGGCGCUCUUGGUCCAAUGGUA
Molecule: messenger RNA, 3126 nt
Organism: Macadamia integrifolia
Lineage: Eukaryota; Viridiplantae; Streptophyta; Magnoliopsida; Proteales; Proteaceae
Exons: 5
Coding region: 942-2555 (537 amino acids)
Biological process (GO): defense response
Source: RefSeq, a predicted model, not a curated record